CUACGACUGCGCUCCGCAAAACUUUUCAAACACUACACGUGGGGAAAAGGGGAAAUUAUUAAAUUUUCUUAUUUUUUCAUACAAAAUACUUGUAAUUAAUUAUUGGACACUUGCCUAUUAACGAAAGGAAAUUUGCAUUCAUAUGUGUGUGAGUGAAUGAGAUAUUUUAAUUUACCUUUGGACGUAAAAGUUGUUGAAAAAUAAUAGUGAGUUUUUAGGUUAACUCAAUUUUAUAAGGGCGAUUAUAAUUUUUGUUUGUUAUUUUACAACAAAGUCAAGUAACAUUUUCAUUUAAAAUGGUAGUUUUCACUUGUAAUAAUUGCGGCGAGUGUUUACAAAAGCCUAAAGUUGCAAAACACUUUCAAUUUCAUUCUCGUUGCACUCCAAUUUUUCUCACGUGUGUCGAUUGCCACAAGGAUUUUCGAGGCGAUGAAUACGUUAAACAUACAAAAUGCAUAACAGAAAACGAAAGAUAUGGUGGCAAAGGAUUUCAAUUAAAAGCAAGUGCCAAUAAAGGAGAGCGUAAGCAACAAGAAUGGAUCAAUGUUGUUCAAAAUUUACUAAAUUCUUCGACAGAUUUAUCAGCACCUGAAAGAAAUAUUUUAAAUACUCUAUCCAGACAUGAAAACAUUCCAAGAAAGAAAGCAAAGUUUCUUAAUUUCAUUCGCAGUGUAUUUGGAAAUAGAGUAAAUAUGACUGUUAUUGAAUCUCUAUGGACGAAAAUGGAAGAAUCGUUUAAAGAAUCAACACCCAACAAUCAAUUAUCUGAAAAUGACUCCAAUCCUAAAAAUGGGAAAGCAGAACAACCAGAGGACAACGUUUCAGAGAAUCAAAAUAAUGAAAAUGCAGUUAAAGAAAAUGGAAAUUCUGCGAAACAUAAUGAAUCUGAAAAGGAAGGAAAAAAGAAGAAAUCUAAGAAAAGGGCUUUGCAAACUACUGAGACUCAAGAUGUAGAAGAGGAAGAAGAAAAUGAGAAAAUGAUUAAAAAAAGACUGAAAACCGAUUUGAAGGAAACGAUUGACAAAAUUGACAAAUCACAGGAAGAAGAAACUACCAAGUUUUCUUGGAAAAAUACUAUAAUCGAGAUUGUUUCAACAAAGGGAGAAAUGUCAAUGAAGAAGUUAAGAAAAAAAGUCAUAGCCCGUUAUAUGGAACAUUCAAAUAACUCCAAUAGUGAAAAAGCAACUCUCAAGUUUGAUAAGAAAAUUAAAAAAGUAAGUGAAAUUAGUAUCAAUGACGAGAAAGUGACUUUAACGUAAAUUCGCCCAAUUUAGAUUCUGUUGAAAAAUGAAACACUUUUUGUAUCUUAAUUGCUUGAAAGCAGCAAUUUAUUAAUAAAAUUGUUUGAUAUAAAAAUUAA
Messenger RNA from Leptopilina heterotoma, 1360 nucleotides. RefSeq names its product cell growth-regulating nucleolar protein. The transcript has 3 exons. The record is from RefSeq and is a predicted model, not a curated record. Bases 297 to 1259 code for a protein of 320 amino acids. Gene Ontology annotation, biological process: rRNA processing; negative regulation of transcription by RNA polymerase II. Lineage: Eukaryota; Metazoa; Arthropoda; Insecta; Hymenoptera; Figitidae. Gene Ontology annotation, cellular component: nucleolus. Gene Ontology annotation, molecular function: DNA binding.